This is a messenger RNA of Ctenopharyngodon idella (grass carp), 2296 nucleotides long. It is a transcript of the gene nocta, whose product is annotated as nocturnin a. The record is from RefSeq and is a predicted model, not a curated record. Gene Ontology annotation, biological process: circadian rhythm. Lineage: Eukaryota; Metazoa; Chordata; Actinopteri; Cypriniformes; Xenocyprididae. The transcript has 3 exons. The coding region runs from base 416 to 1864 and encodes 482 amino acids. Gene Ontology annotation, molecular function: poly(A)-specific ribonuclease activity.
AAAACAGUUGUGCUGCUUAAUAUUUUUGUGGAAACUGCUUCAGGAUAUUUUUGAUGAAUGAAAGCUCAAAAGAACUGCAUUUAUUUGAAACAGAAAUGUUUGUGACAAUAUAAAGUGUUUAUUGUCACUCUUGGUCAAUUUAAGAUUAAUAAAUGCUGUAAAAGUGUUUUUCAUUUUUAGUUCAUGAUACCUAAAGCAUUAAUGUUAACAAAUUGAACAUUAUUGUAAAAUGUUCGUGAAAAACUGUGAGCUUUAUACGUUCCAGACAAAUGAGCAACAGUGUUUUACUCAAUCCAUAGAUUAAAUUAGGCCUGAACUGUUCUCUUCACCCACGUGCAUGACCAUGUGUGCAUGUAUGCGCAGGCAUGCAUCGGGUUCCUUUCGUGAUUUUCAAAUGAGUCAUUGUUCAAAAUGAAUGGUAGGAAGCACACACACACUAGUUCAUUCAGGAACCCCUUUGUGUAGGAACACACACGCAAAUACACACACUGUUACAUCCGCAGCCCCCAGAAUCUUCACAUACGAAAGCGAAAGAGCUCAAAGGGUGGAUGCUAGCGUUCUCUCUGUCUAUCAACUUUUAUCAUACACUGACCCACUGACCGGAUACUGGAUCGUCAUUGGAUUAGUCCUGGACUCCCUCAAAGCCAAAGAGAAGAAGAUUGUGCCUUUAGUUCACCUGCAUCGGAGACAUUCAGUGGAAACGGAAAUAUUAAGAGUGUGUCAGAUGGGCAGUAGCAGCAGCAGUAGACUCUUCAGUACUCUGGCACAGACUUUGAGCAGUGCUGCAUUGGCAGAUCCACAUGUGGAUCCCGACGACUAUGAGUAUGAGCAGGCCGACCCAGACGCACUGUUGCGUGAAUGCGAGGAGGUUUUGAGGAACCGACCCCCUCGACUGCACAGAGACUUUGUUAUGACCAGACCCUGCUCUCUGCAGAACGCACCCCUGCGGAUCAUGCAGUGGAACAUCUUAGCACAAGCUCUGGGUGAAGGCAAGGACAGUUUUGUGCGCUGUCCGAUGGAGGCUUUGAACUGGUCUGAGAGGAAGUAUCUUAUACUGGAAGAGAUCCUUACCUACAGGCCAGAUGUGCUGUGCCUGCAGGAGGUGGACCACUACUUCGACACUUUCCAGCCUGUGCUUGCCAGCUUGGGCUACCAGAGCAGCUUCUGCCCCAAGCCUUGCUCCCCCUGCCUGGACGUUCACAAUAAUAACGGCCCUGACGGAUGCGCUCUGUUCUUCAACCGCCGUCGAUUCCAGCUGCUCCACACCACUCAUCUCAGACUCUCCGCCAUGAUGCUCAAAACCAACCAGGUGGCUAUCGUGGCUACGCUUCGCUGCAGACUCACAGGUCGAGUCUUCUGCGUGGCAGUAACGCACCUGAAAGCACGGAGCGGCUGGGAGGCGUUUCGUAGCGCACAGGGGGCUCAUCUCCUCCAGCAACUCCGCGACAUAACCGCACAGUCGUACCCAGAGAUGGAUCAGGAAAACCGGACUAGGGUUGGGGACGGUGAAGAGGGUAUUCCGUUGGUGGUAUGUGGGGAUUUUAACGCGGAGCCCAGUGAGGAAGUCUACAGGCGCUUUAUGACUUCUCCGCUGGGGCUAGACAGUGCUUACAAGUGUCUGAGUGAGGACGGGACUACGGAGCCGCCCUACACCAGCUGGAAAAUCCGGCCCAGCGGAGAGAGCUGCUCCACGUUGGACUAUAUUUGGUACUCGGAAAGAGCGUUCCAGGUGGACGCUGUGCUGAGGAUACCGAGUGAAGAGCAGAUCGGGCCAGACCGGCUUCCAUCAUACAAUUACCCCUCUGAUCAUCUGUCACUGGUGUGUGAUCUUAGCUUCAGUCAGCAGCCUCAUAGGCUCAUGUAGCUGUCAAUCAUUAGUGCUCUCCAAUAGGGAUUCAGAGCAGCUUAAAUCAUUCUUAGAGCAUAUGUGUGCGUGUAUGUCUGAAUGUGAGAAUGCAUUAUUUGUAUUAAUGCUCAGAAUGUAAUUUAUCUUAUUAACAUAAACUUUAUUUUUACCUGCUCAAGUAGGUCUUAAUGCACCUCUAUGCUUAUUAUUUUCCUUGAGGGAGAUCAUUAUCACGCUCUUAUUGUUUGUUAUACAGAGGUUGUGCAAUAUACUGUAACUUAUUAAGUGCUAAAGGAUGAUCUCAGGAAGACGCACAUUCUCAAUUUAAAGGUUCCAAAAGUGAAAGGAUGUUUAUAUUUAUAUUGACUGUACUUUUUUUCUUUUAGUAGCACUGUAAUCAUCAAUAUGUUUGCCACUGACCAAUAAUAUAAAACAUACUGUAACCAUGUA